AUGCUGAAACUACGCCAAUUGCAGAAACAGAAGCAGGAACAACUGGCGGCUUCAAGCAAACCCACUACCGCGAGCAGUCCGCCCCAAAUUAGUAGCGCAUCUCAGCUUAGAUUGCGCAACGAUUUAGCGUCUCUGGACCUACCGCCAUGUGUGAAAAUUGACGCGGCUGCGCUGGAAACGGAUCAACUACUACACAUACAUAUAAAUCCGGACGAGGGCUACUACAAGUCCGGCACUUUCGACUUUGAAGCCAAAUUCAAAGACACGUAUCCCAUAGACCCACCCAAAGUGACGCUGACUUCGACCAUUUUCCAUCCCAACAUCGAUACCCAGGGCAACGUAUGCCUGAAUAUUUUGCGAGAAGACUGGUCACCGGUGCUCGAUGUCCACAGUAUCAUAAUCGGGCUUCUAAUGCUGCUGCUGGAACCCAACGCUACAGAUCCACUGAACAAAAAGGCAGCUGAUGUGCUUCAAUCAAGUCCGGCUUUGUAUCAAAGACAAGUGGUCUCGGCAAUGCGUGGGGAGUCGAUAGACGGGUGCAAAUACGACCGGGUGUUAAGAUAA
Lachancea meyersii CBS 8951 is the source of this 564-nucleotide messenger RNA. NCBI's taxonomy places the organism in Eukaryota, Fungi, Ascomycota, Saccharomycetes, Saccharomycetales, Saccharomycetaceae. The record is from the annotation of a GenBank genome assembly.